Budorcas taxicolor (takin) is the source of this 624-nucleotide messenger RNA. Its product is annotated as 40S ribosomal protein S7-like. Gene Ontology annotation, biological process: ribosomal small subunit biogenesis; rRNA processing; translation. Gene Ontology annotation, cellular component: cytosolic small ribosomal subunit; 90S preribosome; small-subunit processome. The coding region runs from base 1 to 624 and encodes 207 amino acids. NCBI's taxonomy places the organism in Eukaryota, Metazoa, Chordata, Mammalia, Artiodactyla, Bovidae. The transcript has a single exon. The record is from RefSeq and is a predicted model, not a curated record. Gene Ontology annotation, molecular function: structural constituent of ribosome.
AUGGCAACAAGUGUUGGCCGCAUCUGCAAGGUCCAGGCCAUGUUCGGUUCCAGUGCUAAGAUCGUGAAGUUCAAUGGCGAGAAGCCAGAUGAGUUUGAGUCCAGCAUCUCCCAGGCCCUCCUGAAGCUGGAGAUGAACUUGGACUGCAAGGCCCAGCUGCGGGAGCUGAACAUCAUGGCCGCCAAGGAAAUUGAAGUUGGCGGUGGCUGGAAAGUUAUCAUCAUCUUUGUUCCCAUUCCACAACUGAAGUCUUUCCAGAAAAUCCAGGUGCAGCUUGUGUGUGAGCUGGAGAAGAAGUUCAGUAGAAAGCAGGUCGUCUUCAUCACUCAGAGGAGAAUUCUGCCUAAGCCAACUCGAAUAAGCCUUAUGAAAAAUAAGCAAAAACAUCCCAGGAGCCGCACUCUGGUCACUGUGCAUGACAACAUCCUGGAGGACUUGGUUUUCCCAAGUGAGAUUGUGAGCAAGAGAAUCUGCAAGAAGUUAGACAGCAGCCUACUCAUAAAGGUCCAUUUGGAUAAAGCACAGCAGAACAACACGGAACGCACGGUUGAAACAUUUUCUGGUGUCUAUAAGAAGCUCACGGGCAAGGAUGUUAAUUUUGAAUUCACAGAGUUUCAGUUGUAA